AUGGAUAUUGAACAGUUCCGCAAAGCUGGAUAUCAAGCAGUUGACAGGAUCUGCGAAUAUUAUUAUUCGCUCCAGAGUCGCCCAGUCGUCCCACCGGUCCAGCCGGGUUAUCUCAUCAAGGCUCUCCCAGACAGUCCUCCUGAUACAGGAGAGGACUUCACUGCAAUCGCCGAUGACUAUCAGAAACUCAUCAUGCCUGGACUUACACACUGGCAGCAUCCUUCAUUCUUCGCAUAUUUUCCUACAGCUUGCACCUUCGAGGGAAUGCUCGGCGAUCUCUAUGCGAGCAGCGCUUCCAACCCCGGAUUCAAUUGGGCAAGCAGUCCGGCAUGCACUGAGCUCGAGAUGGUCAUGAUGGACUGGUCUGCAAAGCUGCUCGGGCUCGGCAACCAGUUCCUCAACAGCUCUGGAACGGGAGGCGGAGUCAUACAGACAACCUCCUCCGACUCUGCACUGGUCGUAACUGUCGCAGCACGUUCGUUGUACACGCGAAACCACCCUGGGACGCCUUUGGAGGACCUCGUUAUGUACGUGACCAGCCAGACGCAUUCCCUCGGUGUCAAGGCCAGUCUCGUGCUAGGGCUGGAAUGCCGCAUUGUGGAUGUUCGGGCUGAAGACAACUAUGCUUUGCGAGGCGACACAUUGCGAGCCGCAUUGGAAGAGGACAAGGCUAAGGGCAAGCGGCCGUUCUUGCUGAUUGCCACUGUUGGCACGACGUCCUCCGGUGCUGUUGACAGGUUGGAGGAGAUUGGGCAAGUGGUGCAAGAUCAUCCGCUGUGGAUCCACGUUGACGGCGCGUGGGCGGGGUCCGCACUGGCGUGCCCUGAAUACCGCGACAUCGUCCAGCUUGACAAUAUCAAUAAGUAUGCCACGUCGUUCGGCAUGAACCUCCAUAAGUGGGGCCUCGUCAACUUUGAUGCCGCGCUCCUCUGGGUGAGAAGCCGCAAAGACUUCACCGACGCUCUUGACGUUACUCCCGAGUUUCUGAGAACGAAGGAAGGUGAUGCUGGGACGGUCAUCGACUAUCGCAACUGGCAUCUUGGGCUUGGCCGCAGAUUCCGCUCGCUCAAGAUCUGGUUCGUCCUCCGAAGCUACGGAGUGCAAGGCUUUCAGGAGUACAUUCGCAGGUGCAUCAAACUAAACGAAUACUUUGUCUCGCUCCUGCAACGCUCUUCCGACUUUUCUCUAGUUACCCCACCGUCUUUAGCUCUUAGCGUCUUCCGCCUCACCCCGCCUGGCCUGAAGUCGCUCGACGUCUCAGCGCUCAACGACCUGAACAGGUCGUUCUAUGCUCGAGUUUCUGUGCGGCCAGACAUCUUGGUAACGAAGACGAUGCUCAAUGACACGUUCUGCGUGAGGUUCGCGGUUGGCGCUGCGAGGACGAGGAAGGAGCACGUUGAUAAGGCUUGGGAGUUGUUCCAAGAGGAGGCUGCAGUGACGAUCAAAGAAUGGGAAUCUAAGGUGGCAGGCAAUUGA
Laetiporus sulphureus 93-53 is the source of this 1476-nucleotide messenger RNA. RefSeq lists its product as uncharacterized. NCBI's taxonomy places the organism in Eukaryota, Fungi, Basidiomycota, Agaricomycetes, Polyporales, Laetiporaceae. Gene Ontology annotation, molecular function: carboxy-lyase activity; pyridoxal phosphate binding. The transcript has 11 exons. Gene Ontology annotation, biological process: amino acid metabolic process. The record is from RefSeq and is a predicted model, not a curated record. Bases 1 to 1476 code for a protein of 491 amino acids.